AUGGGUCUCUGGCAAAGAAGAACUUUCAUCGUAGGUUUUUAUUUGGUCCAGGGCCUUGCAGUGCUUGUAGGCUGCUACAAAGCGCGGCUUUGGCCCUUUUUAACAGCACCUGUGGUGCUGGGAUACAGUUUUACAGCAUUAGGCUUAAUAACUUCGGAUUUUUUGACACCGAAUCUCUCAAUCAUAUCAAAAGAGCUACUACAUAUUUCUGAACGUGUUUCAGGAAUGACGCUACUAGCUUUAGGAAAUUCGGUGCCUGAUAUCACAAGCACUUACCAUUCGAUGAAAUCGGAUGCCACUCCGCUAGCACUGGGCGAACUUUUGGGUGCUAUUGUGUUUCUGCUUAGCGUCAUAGUAGGAAUAAUGCCUAUGGUGCGAACGAUCGAUUUCAGCAAUCUUAGUGCCGGUACAGAGGAAAACUCAGAUAACGCCCUUUUUUAUAGCAGACGCCGGUUUUUAAAGGAUCUUAUAAUGUUCGCCAUUAUGAUAGCAUUGGCGCUCUGUUUCCUAUGCGAUGGGAGGCUCAUGUUUUGGGAAUGUUUUCUUAUGGUUGUUGUUUAUCUGUGCUAUGUGCUCUAUCAAGUAGCUUUUGAGGGCGAUGAAAAUGGCACUUCGUUUUCAGACCAGGCUGCAACUAGUAUAGAGGACGAUAUAGAAUCCCAAGAGUUCCAGCCGGCGAGCACACCAUGUCCGCGGGAUCCAGCAAUAUUUUUGCAAGAGUUGGAGCUCCGCAAGGCUCAUCUGCGAGCCAAGAUCAAACACCAUCUAAGAUCUAGCUAUUCUAGCUGCAUGAAAAUGUCUUUGAAUGAAAUUCUAAACAUUUGGGAUAACAAAGAUAUCUUUGAACCUGAAGUUUCAAGCCCGCGUCUAACCAAGAGCACUUCGCACCAAGAAUUGAGGCCAAAAGUAGCGAUUAUUCAGCCGUCGCCUGUUGACGAUACGCCAAAUAAUCAUCAUGAGGAACGCUUUCCGUCUGACAUUCCUUGCUCAAGGAACGGUCAGGAUUUUCUUAAACCCCCGCUACGAGCAAGCUCAAGAUCUGUGAGUGCAGACUAUCUGCUGUACUUGGACAAUCGUAUUCAAAGCACCAAUAGCUCUUUUUUGGGAACAUCCUUGUCAACAGAGUGUUCCGAUUCUGACGACGAUGAACAAAUAUUAACAGAGCCCUUAAUUACGAAAGUUGUGUCCUUGGACAAACCCAUCAUACAAUCUGUAAUACUGCAAUGUUGGAACGAACAGAAAGUUGACGUUGGAUUCGUUGAGCUUUUUACUGUCUUGGCUGUUUCACCCGUUGUACUCGUUCUUCGAACCUUUAUUCCAAUAUGUUAUGACGUUGAGAAAAGAAAAAAGAGGCCACUGAAACUUGAAGCACUGCAAGUUUUCAUGGCACCACUAGCUAUCAACUACAUGAUGAUGGAAUCGCUGCAGAUAUGGGGCUUACUGACUUCAAUGUCAUUAACAGGAAUUUUGUGGUUUUUCAAUAGGAAAGCCUGGCAUGAUUUGGCCAUAAGAUGCGUUUGCGUCGUGGCAUUUCUUUUAUCACUUUUUACCAUCUCUUUUGUUGUCAAAAUUGUUGUUGGCGUCUUGGAAGAGUGUGCGCUUAUGCUUAAUAUUUCUCAGGCCAUGCUAGGACUUACUAUCUUUGCGUGGGGUAAUUCCAUUGGAGACUUAGCAACUACAAUAACUUUCACUAAAAUGGGCGUAUUAGACAUCGCGCUGGGUGCAUGCUUUGGGGGGCCAUUACUAUAUUUCCUGUUCGGAGUUGGAAUCGACGGCAUGCUCGUCAUGUUUUUUCGCAGGAAUGGCACAAGAGUUGAAGAAAAUUCAUUAUGGCUUGAAUCAAUCGAUUUUCAAGUGAAUUCGCUGCUCAUUAUAAGCUGCAUUGGUCUUUUGGCGAUCUUUGCCACAUAUAUGUUGCUCAUUCCAAUGAACAAUUGGCGGAUUGAUAAAAAAAUUGGUAUUGUGUUUUUGACUCUUUAUGGAAUUAUUACAACAGUGAACGUCUAUUUAGAAGCGACUUAA
Messenger RNA from Lachancea nothofagi CBS 11611, 2022 nucleotides. Lineage: Eukaryota; Fungi; Ascomycota; Saccharomycetes; Saccharomycetales; Saccharomycetaceae. The record is from the annotation of a GenBank genome assembly.